GGCUCCACCCUCCUCGCGCUCGUCUCCGUGGUAACCAUAAGAGACACAGCCCCGCCCCUCUGUUUACUAAUACGGAGGCGCCCAAUCAGCGGCGGGGACAUGUGACCAGCAUGGAAGGCGGGGCCGGUGGCGGAAGGGGCGGAGCCGGGAUGGAAACGCGCAGUGGCUGGCAGUCAUCAUGAUCAUCUCUCGCCAGGUGCCGGUGCUCUUCGAUGAGGUGGCGGUGUAUUUCUCGGAGGAGGAGUGGUGUAGUCUGGAGGAGUGGCAGAAGGAACUCUACAAGGAUGUGAUGAAGGAGAAUUAUCAGACUCUGGUCUUCAUAGGUCAGCCGGAGAUCUUGUCUCGGAUAGAGAGAGGGGAAGAUCCGUGUUUCAGGGCCCAUCAACUCUCUGAGGAGCCCCGGAGGACCGACACCACUGUGCACACAGACUGGACGGAGCGAUCGAUACUGGAAGACGACUUGGAUAUGGAACUACAGAUACACUGCCCAGAGAUGUUGCUGGAGGAGGCGGAGUCACAGCCGCAGUGGGAAAUGCUCGAUAUAUUAAUAUUUCUGGACGAUCUCUUCGAAUUGUAGAAAAUAUUCGUCUUUGUUUUGUGUUUUUUGCUGCUUUUAAUAAACGUUUAUUUUGUAA
This is a messenger RNA of Rana temporaria (common frog), 635 nucleotides long. Its product is annotated as zinc finger protein 777-like. The transcript is spliced from 5 exons. Gene Ontology annotation, biological process: regulation of DNA-templated transcription. Bases 179 to 577 code for a protein of 132 amino acids. NCBI's taxonomy places the organism in Eukaryota, Metazoa, Chordata, Amphibia, Anura, Ranidae. The record is from RefSeq and is a predicted model, not a curated record.